CAGAACCAGCCAGGAUUGAAAUAACGUAAACAUUACAACAACAUUGGUGUUGGUGUUCUCUUCUGCUCUCUCACCUCACCGUGUCUAUCCACCAAUACAAAACCGAGUUGAGUUCCUUCACCUUUUCACUUUCACACGCUUCUUCUCUUUCUUUCCUCCUUCCUUUUCUUCCUUCAACUUAAAUAAAACCAUCUCAACAACAACACACCCUUUUGUUUCUACUUUCUUUCCCUCUAUUGAUUUCCAAACUUAGAAAUUCAAAUAUGGUUCACCACCAUCGUUACCAUCAAUUUAGAAAACCUUCAGAUGAGGAGUCACAGAAUCAUGUAGUUAUGGAUUGUUCAAAGAGAACUAGUAGGCCUAAGUUGUUGUCUUUUCUCUUCCUCAUUACUUUUCUCUCUUGUUGCUAUGUAUUAGCACCUCUUUUCCUUCCACCCUCUUUCACUUUCUCUCUAUUAUCAUACUCUUUUGGAACUGAAAGUGAUGCAGACCAAGAUGGGGUUGAUGUAAAUGCUUCUACAUGGCCAUGCUCUCGAGUUUCAACUGGAACUAUAUGUUGUGAUAGAAGUGGUCACCGUUCUGAUAUCUGUGUGAUGAAAGGUGAUAUAAGAACACACUCUUCUACCUCUUCAAUUUUCCUCUACAACUCAAUAAGCCACAACAUUGAUUCAAAAACUGUUAAAGUUGAAGAUGAAAAGGAUCAAGUGCUCCAACAUGAAAAGAUAAAACCUUAUACUAGAAAAUGGGAGACAAGUGUCAUGGACACCAUUGAUGAAUUGAACCUCAUCUCAAAGAUAUCGAAUUCGCGUAAUGUUCAAGGUUGUGAUGUUCAACACGAUGUUCCAGCAGUGUUCUUCUCUAAUGGAGGCUACACCGGCAAUGUUUAUCAUGAAUUCAACGAUGGAAUCAUACCAUUAUACAUCACUUCACAACAUUUCAACAAGAAAGUUGUGUUUGUGAUACUUGAAUAUCAUAAUUGGUGGAUCACAAAAUACGGUGACAUCCUUUCUCGUCUAUCAGAUUAUCCACCGAUUAAUUUUAGUGAAGAUAAUAGGACUCAUUGUUUCUCUCAAGCCAUUGUUGGUCUCAAAAUCCAUGAUGAACUAGCUGUUGAUUCUUCAUUGAUGGAAGGUAACAAAAGCAUUGUUGAUUUUAGAAACCUUUUGGAUAAAGCUUAUUCGCCUCGGAUUAAAGGACUAAUUCGAGACGAGGAAAGGGAAGCACAAGAGAAAUCAAAACAACAAAAACAAAUUGCAUUAUCUCCAUCACCCGAACCGGAAACCUCAACCUCGCAACAACAAUAUGAUAAUCAAGGAGUUCAACAAAUUGAAUGGACAAAACCAAAAUUGGUUAUUCUAUCAAGAAGUGGUAAUUCAAGAGCUAUAACUAAUGAGAAUUUGCUAGUGAAAAUGGCAGAGGAAAUUGGAUUUAAGGUAAAAGUUUUAAGACCUUCAAAAACAACAGAAUUGGCAAAGAUUUAUAGAGUACUAAAUUCAAGUGAUGUUAUGAUUGGUGUUCAUGGUGCUGCAAUGACACAUUUCAUGUUCAUGAAACCUUGUUCUGUGUUCAUUCAAGUUGUUCCUCUUGGUACUACAUGGGCUGCAGAAAACUAUUAUGGUGAACCUGCAAGGAAACUUGGUUUGAAAUACAUUGGAUAUGAAAUUCAACCUAAAGAAAGUUCUUUAUAUGAUAAAUAUGAUAAAGAUGAUCCUGUUCUAAAAGACCCUCAUAGCAUUACAAUGAAAGGGUGGGAAUAUACAAAGAAAAUCUAUCUUGAUAGCCAAAAUGUUAAAUUAGAUCUUAGAAGAUUUAGAAAAAGGUUGCAUAGAGCUUAUGAGUAUACAGUUCUUAAAUCAAAUUUGAACCUUCAACGUAAACCACAGUAGAUUUUCCACUCCAUGGUUUCAUUUUUUUUGUAUCUAUUUAAAAAAAAUGUUUAGUUUUUAAGUGUUGAACAUUCUUUAUGCAUAUAAUGAGAAGCUGAAAAGUUCUCAUAGUGUGUGAUAUGUUGUGUACAGAAAGAAUUUAGAAGUGAGUAUAUUUUUCUAGGAUGUGUAAUUAUAAAAAAUAGCAAUUUGUUAUUGUGUCAUUUUUGGUGUGUUAAUACAUGUGUAACAUGGUUGGUUUACUUGAGAUUCAAAUUCAUUAGUCCAAAGUGGUUGGCUUCAAA
This is a messenger RNA of Cicer arietinum (chickpea), 2170 nucleotides long. RefSeq names its product xylan glycosyltransferase MUCI21. NCBI's taxonomy places the organism in Eukaryota, Viridiplantae, Streptophyta, Magnoliopsida, Fabales, Fabaceae. Gene Ontology annotation, molecular function: glycosyltransferase activity. The record is from RefSeq and is a predicted model, not a curated record.